Molecule: messenger RNA, 1029 nt
Organism: Lodderomyces orthopsilosis Co 90-125
Lineage: Eukaryota; Fungi; Ascomycota; Pichiomycetes; Serinales; Debaryomycetaceae
Exons: 1
Coding region: 1-1029 (342 amino acids)
Source: RefSeq, a predicted model, not a curated record
AUGCGAGUUUUUUAUAUAUCGAUAUUGGCGUGUGGAUUUACCAUAAGCAAUUGUAUGGGAUAUCUGCAUGCGUCUUCUUAUUCUGAAGAGAAGCAUAUUGUUCACGAUUUUGACCAAGAAGAAAUCCAUUCUUGGUACUUUUACGACGAGGAUCACUUAACACAAUCAAAAUUAUGGGAAGACAUAAACAAGGGACCGGAAGGAUUCAACCAGACGGUGAUUCAUUUCAACAAGACUAAUCAAACGUUGAUGCUCACAUCUAUGCACCCACCAACAUUUUAUCAAGUUGACCUUGAAUUGAUUGGAGUUUUUGCUGAUGAUGAUACUAAGGAAUUGGACAUACUUUUACCAGCGAAUGAAACUGCAACUAUGCUUAUGAUGGAUGCAGAAGAGAAUAUACUAAAACUUCCGUCACCAAUUGGUGAGAACGUUAUACUUACAAGUUUGCUUAUGAGCUACGGAGUUGAGGAAUUUUCGCUUGCUGAUUUUACAAAUGGCACUAUACCAAUCGAAGUUGGCUCUGAUGACGAUGAGUUUGAAAUGCAAGCUAAAAAGUUGUUGAAGUUGCUCCUACUUCCACUUAAAUUAUUAAAGAAGUUGUUACUACUUAUAAAGUUUCUUAUUUGCCUACCAUUUCUCAUCAUCAAAAAGAUCAUCUUACUUCCAUUCUUAUUGAUUAAAAAGUUAUUUAUGUUGCUUAAAAAGAAGGUGUUAAUUUCUAUAAAGGUGAAAAUCACAGCUGUAGUUGUUAAAGCUAAAGGCACAGCACUGGAUGUGGUAGAAAAGACAAUCGAUGUGACUGUGGUUGUUGUUGUACUGAUUAAAAAAGUGGUUAUAAAAACAGCAACCAAGAUUGACUACGAUGUCAAAAAAGUGGCCACGAAGGUUAAAAUGACAAAAGAUAUGAUUAUUGAUAAGGCAAUCAUGGAGAAGAUUAAGAUGAAUGGCAAGGUUGAUGAAAAGGUGGGACAUGCGUUGACGCAAGCAGAAAGAACAAGGGAGAAACUCUUUGGUGGUGGUGGAGACUGA